Pseudophryne corroboree (corroboree frog) is the source of this 11713-nucleotide messenger RNA. Its product is annotated as KIAA1549 ortholog. NCBI's taxonomy places the organism in Eukaryota, Metazoa, Chordata, Amphibia, Anura, Myobatrachidae. The record is from RefSeq and is a predicted model, not a curated record. The transcript is spliced from 20 exons. Bases 105 to 5789 code for a protein of 1894 amino acids.
GAGCAGCAGCGGACAGAGGGGAAGCUGCGGCAGCGGCUGCUCGGUGUGUAGGGCCGGCCCCGGGAUGCCGCCCUCUCCUCUCCGGUAACCUCAGGACAGGGGACAUGGACCGGGGAUUGCACGGAGCUCCGGCCGCCUGCACCCUCCUCGUUUUGGGGAUCGGGCUGCAGCUGUACCCGGGGGCGACGGAAGUUGUCCAUUUUGGCCCCUUGUUCCUGAAGGUGAAUGAAAGCUCAGAUGUCAGUAAGAACGCGUCAGUCCCGGAUGAGUUUGUCAGCAACUUUCCAGUAGAUGUAACCUCGGCUGAACCGUCUUCCCCUGCACCGGAGACCACCCAGUUUCUGGAUUUUCCAAGCACUGUGGACCCCUUCAGCACCAUCUGGCCACUUUCCAGUGAAGCUGUCCUACCAAAUGAUGUCUCAUUAACUCCCAGCCUUACUGCCCAGCCACCCGUAUCGUGGACCAGCUCUCAAGUCUUACAUAGCACCAUGGACACCGAAGUCCUGAGCAUCAUCACUUUAAGCUCUGAUGUGAUGGGAUCUGCUAGCGUCAUUGACGACACGCCGCUGUCUGCGGUCCCGGAAACAAGUCGAACAUCUAAUGUUCUUGAAGAAAGGAUAACUGUUCCACAUCUGACCUCUUUUGCUAGUGUCACCGAAUUGUAUCCGAGUACCAAAACAUUCCCAAUGUCCACGGAACACACAGAAGUUUCUUCCUCAGAUUUUGAAUUGCAGAGUUCUGUGGUGGGUAGUUCUUUGCUUGGACAACUCUCCACAUUUCCUCUUUCUGACUCCAUGGUGGAAUCUACAUUGGUCGUUUCCAGCGCACCUGGUGCUUACUCAUCGGAGAAACCAUUUAUCCUGGAGAGUAGCAUAGAAAUGCCAAGUGUGGCCUUCACAGAGGAUGUCACCAGCAUCCUAACCAAAAAUCCUUUGUUUUCUAUCUUCUCGGAUCUAGGGCUCAUCAGUGCACAGGUUUCCACCAUCAGCCCUGGUAUGGAUCUGCUGACGACCCCUCUACCCAUUACCUCUGCUAUAUAUGGAGAAUCUCACAGCGAAAUCCAAGGUGUCUCAGAAAGCCUUUUGGGGGCAAGCGAGGAACGUCCUUUCAGUUUGGUCAGUACUCCAGUGCCUACUGUUACUUCCCUGCAUGAUCAGACAUUGGUCCUGCCUUCCGAUGUCACCUACUCUCUCCCGGUGUCUGAGGAUUAUGUGGAAACCAUCAGUCCCUCAGGAUCCAUGGGAGAUGGUCCUCAUGCCAGUGUGGUGUCAGAUAAGGAGUUCUUAGUUGAGUCCACCAUUGUUGUAUAUUCUUCAGUUCCAGUAGUUCCUCUGAUUUCCAGUUAUACAGAUAUUAUUUUGGAUUCUUCCACUAGUCUUGUUGACUCCAGUCUUACGGAAAUCCUGAUGACCUCCAUGUUUCCAUCACAAAGCUUAGAUUCUACGAGUCUAAUACCCCCAUUAAUAGCUACAGAACUCUUUGUGUCUUCUAUGUCAUCUGUUGAGCUUUACUCGUUUUUUACAGCUACAUUCACACCAAUACUGACACCAUUCCUUGACAGCAAUGUUUUCGAACCUGGGAACACAGCAGAAGCUCCUGCAUUUGUCAUGAGUGACUCUGGAAUGUAUUUCAGCCAAAGCAUGUCUCCCCUAGUAGAAGAGAGUGCCGAGAUGACCGGUCUGGCCUCCAGCGAACUCUCCUGGGUUACUACCCCUGAUCAUAGCAUCAUGUUCCCGUCGUUAGCAGAAGACCUUCCCCUCACGCACUCACUGUUACCCAGUGAUUCAUCAUCCCUGAGCUUUUCCUCUCUGCUGGCACCAUCCAAAUCCGCCUUCAGUGACUCUGUGUGGGAGACGUAUUUUACAUCGCCGGUGGAAACCAUCAGCGCCGAGGUCGUGUCAUGGCAGACCUCAAAUGCCACGUCAGUGUUCUCCUUCACUCCAUCUUCUAGUCCUGACUGGGCAGAGAGAAGUUCAGGGGUCUUUUCAGAGCUCUCUGCGGUCUGGGAAGUGACACCCACCAUGGAGUCCGAGUUGGGCAAUCUCUAUACCUCAAGUUUCGCAGGUGCUACCUCCUUACUGCCUUUACUAUUAUCGUCUGCACUGAGUGUUGCUACACCCACCUUGCCCACCUACUCCUUCGGGUCUGAUUAUACCAGCAGUGCUUUGAUUGAGCAAUCUCUUCAGACCUCAUUGCUCACGGUGGGUCCUCUGUCGACAGAACUACUGAUGUCCAUGUCUACAUUGAUUUUCGACACCUUGGAAGUUUACACUUCACUUCUUUCAGUUAGUACAAUACCAACUACCAGCCUCAACAUCUCACCUGUUCUAAGCUUGCCACCCUCACCCACCAUAAGUACACCAGCCACAGUAAGCUUUCUGUCCACGAUGAGCGUCAUAUCCACCACAAACUUGACAGCCACUCUAACCUCACCAUCUACCUUAAGCGUCUUCUCAACUGUUGUCCCACCCUCUACAGUUAGCUUGCCGUGGUCUCCGAGUACACAGCCAAGUAUAACUCUGUUGUCCACACCGACUGUUCCUCACCCUCCAAGCACCAGCCUUUCUUAUUCCACCAGACAGCCAGCUACCACGGUAGCCACAACUUCUACACCAACUUCAUCCACGUCACCCGUCUCCCAUAACACACAGGCUGCAACCUCUUCAACUGCGGCCAACAACAUCACCCCAGGAGUUACCCCAACGACUUCUUCACCAGUCACACCUCCCUCUGGUCUCACAGCUGUAUCUCCUCCAACCACAACCACUAGACCCACCCUGGUGUGUGAUGUUUCCAAUCCAGAGCCUUAUCUGGUCACCGCAGUUCUGUCCCGUGGAUCAAAUAUUCAGAACAUUACGGAAUCAAUCAAGGAACUGCUAACGCUUCAUUUCAGCCGUUCCGUGGAGCUGGAGGUCUAUACGAUGUCUGAGAGAUUUUCCUUUAUGGUAACCUCCGGGUCCGUCAUCUACACGGCCGUAGCUGUUGGUAACGUCUUGGGCAGGAGCCGUCUUGUGUUGGGGCAGUUUCCACCCAUCUUGUCCCUGCAGACUGCGCUUCUGGGGCUAGACCAGAGGUUCCACGUUCAGACAGUCCUCCAGUUUGUGCCGCAGACGGUUGACAUCAGACUUUGCACAUUCAGCGAGCAGAUCCAGAAGGGCCUGAGUUUGGCGCUGUACGAAGUGAGGAGGUUGCGGCAGGAGAGCGACAAUUUCACGCUCCAGAUAGUGAACAUUACAUCCAGUCCGCCUCCGGUUGGGAUUUGGAAGGCGCCUGUCACGAUCUCCUUCGCCGUCAGAGACCGGAAUGGCUUUAUGAAUGGUUCCGAUGUCAGCGAUCAGCUCCGGAACAUGAGCCUGGUAGAGUUUAGUUUCUUCCUGGGAUUUCCGGUGAAGCAGAUUGCAGAACCAUCAACGUACCCGCAGCUUAAUCUGUCCCCAAUGCUGAAGGAGUCCUGGCUGCGAACAGUGCUGUUGGGGGUGCAGGAGCAGCAGCUGAGGGACGACGCGUUUCAGACGGAGAUGGAGAGGAAGCUGGCGCAGCUCAUCAGCGAGGCGACAUCGCAGAACCGUCGCUGGAAGAGAGCGAGCUACGCCGGGAGCAACACCGUGCAGAUGGUGAACGUCUCCCGCCUGGACGGCUCGGAUGACCCCGUACAGCUGCUGUACUUCAUAGAGGACCAGUAUGGCAGACGUCUGGAGGCUGACAAGGCCUCGAGCCUGAUUAAUGAGGUGAACAUCCAGCGGGCAGCCAUCAUUCUGGGAUACCGCCUGCAGGGCACGGUGGCACAACCACUAAACCAGGCCCAGGAAGCCGACCGCCAGGCGCAGAACCUGUGGAUCAUCGUGGGCGUGGCUGUGCCGGUGUUGGUGGUGACUGUGAUCAUUGUCAUCCUGUACUGGAAGCUGUGCCGGACGGACAAGCUGGACUUCCAGCCGGAUACUAUGAGCAACUUGCAGCAGCGGCAGAAGCUCCAGGCUCCUACUGUUAAAGGCUUCGACUUUGCCAAGCAGCACCUGGGUCAGCACAAUAAAGACGAGAUUCUGGUUGUCCACGAGCCUCCCCCACCUGUGCUACACGGACCCCUCAAAGACUCCACCCCUUCCGAAAAUGGCGACAUCCCUACGCCAAAAUCCAAGGGCUCGACUAAACCCGGCAAGAUCGGGCGGCAUCGGGGCAGUCGGGUCACCCCCUCAGACGCAGGAUCUACCGCCAGUGAGCCAUCUAGUGGUAAGGACUCGGGGGAGGAUGAAUCUCCGAGACCCUCGGCGCCUCCGCGUGAACUCCAUAUGCGCUCAAUAGCCAAGGGAGAGAUGCCCGUGUUGGGCGGCGGGGCGGACCAGCAUUCUUCUGCUUCCAUAUUUGAACAUGUAGACAGGAUGUCGCGCUCCUCCGAAGCCAGUCGGCGCCUGCCCAGCAAAAUUCAGUUGAUCGCCAUGCAGCCGAUGGCCGUGCCGGCCGUGCAUGGACUGUCUGUGGCUGAGCGGGAGAUGGAGGCUAACAAGAUAAACAGAGAGAUUCAGACAACGCUGCGACACAAGUCGGAGAUCGAGCACCAUCGCAAUAAGAUCCGACUUCGAGCCAAGCGCAGAGGACACUACGAGUUCCCCCUGGUGGACGUAGUGGGAAUGACAGACACCAAGGAACGGCAGCGCCUGUAUCGCAGGGCUCAGAUGCAGUUUGAUAAGAUCCUGGAUCCGGUGUUGGGUGUUCCCACUGUGUUCAUAGAGCCACGCAGGAGCUCGCGGUCCAGGCGUUCUCCCAAGCAGCGGCGCAAGCAGCAGGGGUCCUCAAGCCCCCCAGAUGCAGACCGAGACCGGCUAAUUACAACGGACAGUGACGGUACCUACAAACGUCCACCAGGUGUCAGUAACUCUGCCUAUGUGUCUGACCCCGAUCUCCCCUCGGAUAACCCCACCCCAGUGUCUGAUCUGGGCAAGUACCCCGGCUCUCCCCCGCACAUUCCUACCCCUGCCCAGUAUGUGGCCCCCCAGCCUUCCAUCGAAGAGGUACGUCAGACUAUGCAGUCUCUGCUGGAUGAUGCCUUCGCACUGGUGGCCCCCAGCAGCCAGGGGCCCGGGGCACUACCAUCAGGAAGCACUGUGGGGCAGCAGCCGCUCAUCAGUAAUCCUCCCCGCUCAGGCCGGGGGUCUACGCCUUGGGGGGGACAGUAUGCUCAGCAUCCGACAUCCCACUUCAACAGAUUUGUAGAAUUUGGGGCGGUCCAGACCUCUGCUCCAAGUCUUCUGACAAGAAGCCCCGGGUUCGGCUCAGGGUUCCUGCCCCCGGCAGAGGCGCCACAGCCAGAGUCUCAGCAGGGAGAUGCGCAGUACCCCUCCCGCACCUACCAGGAGGACAUAGCGUCGGUAUCCAGACCCCGGCCCCUGGGCAGCACUUCAGGCUCGGCCCAGAUCCACCAGCUGACCCAGGUGGGCAUUGCCAGCCGAAUGGGCGCUCAGCCCACAGACCUGGCAUCUAACAGGCCCGGGCAGCCGUCUGGAGGUCCUGGCUGGUCCUCGUACUAUGACGAGGAGACUCCAAGAAAUGUCCUGCACAGAGACGCGGGGAUCCCACACGGGAACCAGGAUUACGGAACCCCCCAGAUGUUCUCGGUGAAUAGAGGUCCUAAUCGCCCGCCGACAUCACACCUCCCACCUUCCAUCUGUUACCCCUCCAGCUCUGCCGAGGACGUCCAUCUGGGUCACUCCUCCGCCUCCCUCAUCAAGGCCAUCCGAGAAGAACUCCUGCGUCUCUCCCAGAAACAGGCGGUAUCGAGCACCUACCACAGCUGAUAGGGGCUCAGCUGGUGUAAUGUCCGCUUCCUAUGGAAGCCAGAGCUUCAGGCUGGAGGGCCUGAGGGGGGUAGCUGGCACUGUCAGAGAGGAGUGCGUGAAACGCGUGGCCCGGCAUCUUUACAGCAGGAUGGGUCAGCAGCACAGGCCGCCUCGGGUAGAGCGGUUAUUAGGCCCGGGUAACAGGCAUAUUAAUCCUGCCAGCACUGUUUAUAGUUCCUCCAGUGCGUCAGACCUGCAGCAGAUGGUUGUAGGCAUUUAAGGGCCCAAGAGCUUACAAUCGCAUUGAGCCAAGAACACACAUUGCCGGCGACAGUAAGCCUGAUAGAGCAGACGUUAGCGUUUAUCAUACGGCGCCAGUGCGACUCUGCAUAACGUGAAUUACAAAGGGCUAUAUUUUCCAAAUGAUUGAUGUCCAAGUAUUACACGGGCAGAGCUGCACACGUGUUAUUAGUAUGUGCUUGUGGGCCGGACACUGCGCGAAACAUGCUGAUAUAAUUUAUUGAUGAGGGCAAAAAGCCUCGGGUGGGGGAGAGGUGGGGGGGGCAGAUCUGCCCUUCAGGAACUCAUGCAAGGGUAACACAAUUUUUUAUUUUUUUAUUUGUCCACUCCCUUAGUUGCGACUCAUUACCCCACAGCUAAACAUAUGGGGUGUUGUCAGAAGUAGAUUGCCCUUUAGUAGAUAGAUAGGAGAGAUCAGAGGGUCUGGGGAGUGUAGAAUGUUUUACUUUGAUCUGUAGGAUAAUUUGAAAUAGUUUUAUUAUAAUAAGUUACUCCCCCAACCAGCACGACGGCGCGGUUCCCCUUCCCAGGACCCACGCGUUUCUGCGGUCACAGGACCCAUGCGUUUCUGCGGUCACAGGAGUUUUAAAGUUGUACAACAAACAGAGUAUUCAGAUACGGCUUCUCCGUGCGUCUUCUGCAGCAGUUUUACAGCCUGAGAUCCCUGGAGCAUCAUGGGACUACGCAGGUUCAUGGUUCCUGAAUCCCCGGCGUGUGAUUGGGCAGCUUUGCUAGCAGGGAGCAGGGGGCUUUUUAUCUACUUAAAUACAACAUUUUUAAAUACUAAUAGGAUCAGAAAUCACUUGUAAUAUAUUUUACUAAAAUAAUGUAUAAUCAGGUUAUAUUGUAGCUUUAUAAACAUGAAGUAGAGGGUGGGGUGGUACUCCCACAUUACAUCGCGUUUCGCCGGAGUAAAAUCAUCUUUGCAGGUAUUAAAGUAUUAAAGCAGGUAUGAAGUAGUACUGUGUAAGAGAGAGUAAUUAGUUGCGGGUGGUAGGGAGCCCCAGAAAUGUGUUUUAUAAUGAGGGAGAUUAAAUGGUUUCCCAAGCAUUAAUUUGAUGGUGACAUUUGGAAACCGGAUGUGAUUUACCAGAAGGCACCGCAAGGUGUAACUGGAGAAGGGGGGGAUAAUGAUGUGAAGAAUCCGUCAGUUUUAGCUUGAUGUUAUCCGGCAGUGUCGGGGUUAAAUGUCCUGCGCAGAGCAAGCUGAUCGCCGGGUCACUUCCAUGGCGCCGGCUGCGCAUACGGAGUAACAAAUGCGGUUGGACAGCGAUAGUACGGUGUUCUUGUGCAGUGAAGGAUUAUGGGAAGAGUAGUAGAUUGGAUUGGAGGGUGGGACAAACAAAUCUUAUUGAGUUUUUUUGACUCUGACGAAAAUAAUAGAUCAAGAGGGAGCUGUAGAUGUAGCAUAUCUAGAGUUUAGUAAGGCAUUUGACAGUGUCCCACAUCGCAGACUGCUAAAUAAACUUGAAAGUGUGGGGGUGGAUUAUAAAACAGUUAAAUGGAUAAGAACCUGGUUGCAGGACAGGAAACAGACAGUUGUAGUUAAUGGAGUGCAAUCUAUGGAGGGAAAUGUUACCAGUGGAGUACCCCAGGGAUCUGUACUUGGUCCAGUUCUCUUUAAUAUCUUUGUUUGUGACAUUGCAGAUGGUAUUGAAGGGAAGGUAUGCCUUUUUGCAGAUGAUACAAAGAUAUGCAACAGGGUAGACACACCGGGAGGGGUAAAACAAAUGAUUGAUGACCUAGGUAGGCUUGAAAAAUGGUCAAGAACGUGGCAACUACAGUUUAAUGCUAAAAAAUGCUAAAUCAUGCACUUGGGUCUCACAAACCCAAAGACUACCCGGAAAGGCUAAAAGAUCUUAACAUGUAUAGUUUGGAGGAGAGAAGGGAAAGGGGGGACAUGAUAGAGACUUUCAAAUAUACCAAGGGUCUUAACAAAGUUCAGGAGGGAAACAUUCUUCAAAGGAAGAGAAGUAUUAGAACUCGAGGACAUACACUGAGACUGGAGGGGGGAGGUUCAGGGGAAAUUUAAGGAAAAAUUACUUUACAGAAAGGGUAGUGGGUAAGUGGAAUAGCCUCCCAUCAGAGGUGGUAGAGGCUAAGACUGUAGAGCAAUUUAAACAUGCUUGGGAUAGACAUAAGGAUAUCCUUACAAAGAAUUAAGGUUCAAAAAGGGGCAGACUAGAUGGGCCAAGUGGUGCUUAUCUGCCGUCACAUUCUAUGUUUCUAUGUUAUUGUGAGGAAGGGUUAAGUAUAGAACAGGUUCCAGUUGUAUGAGGGAGUAAUGCAGAUUCUGCCGGCCUGGGAGCGACGUGUUUGUGGUUGUAAAUGAGAUGUUUAAUUAUAAAACAAGACAGAGCAGAGAGCGCAGCAUUAAAAGCGUCUCCGUAUUAUUCAACACAAUGCAAAAUCCAGCUCCCAGCUGGUUACUGCCUGGGGGUGAGGAGGGUCAGAGGUCAGCAGUGAGGUAUUACUAGGAAGUGCAUUAUCCUUCUGCUUUCCAAACCAUUGCAGUCAAUGGGGUAAAUUUACUAAGGUGGGAGUUUUUUAGAACUGGUGAUGUUGUCUAUAGCAACCAAUCAGAUUCUAUCUUUAUCUUCUAGAAGCAGCUUGAUAAAUGUUACGUAGAAUCUGAUUGGUUGCUGUGGGCAACAUCACUAGUUCUAAAAAAACUCCCACCUUAGUAAAUUUACCCCAAUGUGUCACUGUAGGUUUAUAUAUCAUUACAUACAAGUUAUUCUUGGGGUGACUCUUUGGGGCUUAUUUACUAAAUGGCAGCUUUAUCAGCGUUCUUACCCGCAGAUUGCACAACAGCGGCACUGUAACGCCAGGUGAGCAUUGCACCUAAAAGUGUUGCUGUUAUAAAUUCUGUUGGGCAAAUCGCAGAUAAUAAGCGGCUUUGGAAAGCCCCCGUUUAGUAAAUUAACCCCUUUGAAUCAAUUCCAGCGGACUUGUAAUGACAUAUGAUGUCCCGAUUAUUAUUAUCAUCUUUUAUUUACAUGGCGCCACAAGGGAUCUGCAGCGCACAAUUACAGAGUACAUGAACAAAUAUACAAAACAAGAAAACAGUGAUUUAUAGAACAAGACAAUAUAGGACAAGUACAGGGUAUAUAGACAUAGCUGCGUCAGCAGACGGCACUGAGAUAAGUAUCAGGGCGGCAGAAAACCGCGGGGUUGUUGUUGCAGGCAGUAUGAAAUAGAAUAUGGUUUAAGUAAGAGAAGGAAAAGCACAUGAGGGAAGAGGGCCCUGAUCGUGAGAGCUUACAUUCUGAAGGGGAGGGGCAGACAGACAGGGGUGACACAGAUGGGGUAGACGGUGAGCGUGGGACAGCGUGAUCCUAUCCUGCACUGAGGAGUCCUCACCAGGAUGGAACAGGCUGUCAGUAUAAAGACAUCACUAUGUUGGGGUGUAAGAGUCAGAUGAGCAAAGUAUGUGUGUGUGAGUAUACCCCAGAGUCACUUCUAGGUGGUAAAAUGGUUUAAUGCCCAAUUAUUAAAUGCCAACAAAAUGCAGUUUUAUUCCCAGUACUGGGUACUGGGAAUAACUGGACCCAGGAAGGAGGGUCCAGUUAUUCCCAGUACCCAGGAAGGAGGGUCCAGUUAUUCCCAGUACCCAGGAAGGAGGGUCCAGUUAUUCCCAGUACCCAGGAAGGAGGGUCCAGUUAUUAUCAGUACCCAGGAAGGAGGGUCCAGUUAUUCCCAGUACCCAGGAAGGAGGGUCCAGUUAUUCCCAGUACCCAGGAAGGAGGGUCCAGUUAUUCCCAGUACCCAGGAAGGAGGGUCCAGUUAUUCCCAGUACCCAGGAAGGAGGGUCCAGUUAUUCCCAGUACCCAGGAAGGAGGGUCCAGUUAUUCCCAGUACCCAGGAAGGAGGGUCCAGUUAUUCCCAGUACCCAGGAAGGAGGGUCCAGUUAUUCCCAGUACCCAGGAAGGAGGGUCCAGUUAUUCCCAGUACCCAGGAAGGGAGGGUCCAGUUAUUCCCAAUACCCAGGAAGGAGGGUCCACUUAUUCCCAGUACCUAGGAAGGAGGGUCCAGUUAUUCCCAGUACCCAGGAAGGAGGGUCCAGUUAUUCCCAGUACCCAGGAAGGGAGGGUCCAGUUAUUAUCAGUACCCAGGAAGGAGGGUCCAGUUAUUCUCAGUACCCAGGAAGGGAGGGUCCAGUUAUUCCCAGUACCCAGGAAGGGGAGGGUCCAGUUAUUCCCAGUACCCAGGAAGGGGGGGGUCCAGUUAUUCCCAGUACCCAGGAAGGGAGGGUCCAGUUAUUCCCAGUACCCAGGAAGGAGGGUCCAGUUUUAUUCCCAGGAAGGAGGGUCCAGUUUUAUUCACAGGACCCAGGAAGGAGGGUCCAGUUAUUCCCAGUAGCCAGGAAGGAGGGUCCAGUUAUUCCCAGUACCCAGGAAGGAGGGUCCAGUUAUUCCCAGUACCCAGGAAGGAGGGUCCACUUAUUCCCAGUACCCAGGAAGGAGGGUCCAGUUAUUCCCAGUACCCAGGAAGGAGGGUCCAGUUAUUCCCAGUACCCAGGAAGGAGGGUCCAGUUAUUCCCAGUACCCAGAAAGGAGGGUCCAGUUAUUCCCAGUACCCAGGAAGGAGGAUCCAGUUAUUCCCAGCACCCAGGAAGGAGUGUCCACUUAUUCCCAGUACCCAGGAAGGAGGGUCCAGUUAUUCCCAGUACCCAGGAAGGAGGGUCCACUUAUUCCCAGUACCCAGGAAGGAGGGUCCAGUUAUUCCCAGUACCCAGGAAGGAGGGUCCUUAUUUCAUUAACAGGGUUACAAAAUAGAUUGGAACUCCAAAUACUGUAGGUUUUUAAGGAGACUGAGAAGAAUUCUUGGAACCAGGACGGCUCCUGGGGCCUGAUCAGAGCGGGGCAUAGCUGCAUUCGCUACUGAGUUUUUGCACGUAGUGGAUCUGCAAAUAUAUGCUGCGCUGCUUGUGUACAAAGUCGCACCAUCAGUCUCACCAUUGAGCAGUGUGUAUGAAUUUGCAGUGGCAGCUCUGACACGGUCAUGACGUGCCUGCGUUUCUGUAGCCAUCCUCCAUUACCUCCCACAAACAUUCACUACCUGUCACUCACGCUGCAGAUAACGCCUGCCAUUUUGGUCGUUGCGGUUGUCGACACAGUACAUACCGCUGCUUUAUCUGAAAACGCCUGAUGUUGCUGACCCAGCCAGCCAGCGAACGGGAGGGUUAAUUUAAGGUGCUAGUUGUACACAGCAAUAUGCAAUCUGCUCGGUGCGCUGAGCCGCCGCGACUGUUCUUUAUUUGGAUGUUGACACUUUGUCGGCUUCUGUUAAAUCCGUUAUCUGUGCCCCAAACAAACUGAUAUCCCGCCGCUGUGUCGCCACCAACCAAUCGACACUUAGCCGGAGAACUGUGGGAAUAUCCGUACGAGGAAAUGGCAACUUCAGAGGAAAAAGUUUGUGCGUAAUGGAACAGAACUUUUUGUAAAAACAAAAAAACCCUCCCAGCACCAUUUGUGGUCUUUCCCCAUUUUCCAAAAGUCCUUUAUGGUACGAAGUGCUGGUCUCGCGGGCUGUGAAGGGGUUAAACCCUGGAAUGCGUUGUGACCGGGCCUACGGGGUGUAUGUGUGUUGUUAUUGGCCCGACAGGUCUAUAGAUCCAUAAACACCACUUUCUAUGUAAA